AUGGAGGCUCCAGAUGCUCCGAAUGGGCCGGGAGAUUCGACGCGGGUGAGAGAACCAGUGGGGGGGAUAAGCGCUGGCGGAACCCCCGAAAUGGGCGGAACUCCCUCGACAGGCGCGUCUGCCGCAGUGGGCGCGCGCAGGCGCCAUCUAGAGCAGGUGCUGCGCGCCGAGCUGCCGUGGAUGGGGGGAGCACUAGACCCCCUGGUGGUGCGGAUCAUGCGCGAAGUGGUGGAGAUAGAGGAGGGGAUGCGUGCGGGGGAGGGAGGGGGCCGGGCGGAAGAGGGUGCUUUACAGGCGUCUCAAGGGAUCAUGCGCGAAGUGGUGGAGAUUGAAGAGGGGAUGAGAGAGGGCGAGGGCGUGAGGGAGGAAGGGGGAAGAGUGGAAGGGAGAGGAGCGGAGGAAGUGAAGGGGGGAGAAGGGCGAGGAGAGGAAGGGGGGGUUGAGCGGGAGAGGAGGGAAGGCGAGCGGGGGGAGAGUGGAGGGCCGGGGGAAGAGGGACUGCGUAGGGACGAUGGGAAAGACGAGGAGGAUGCAGCAGAGGAUGAGGACGACGGUUACUUAGACGAGAGCCCAGGAGCGGAGGCCUUAGAGGCGUGGUUCCGCGUGGCUUACCUGAGCCGCGAGAGGAAGCGGGCGGACGGGGAGGGCUGCUUGCGCGCCUUUGCUGCUCGGCAGAUGGCGGUGAAGCUGAUUACUGCUUAUAGAGGGGCGUGCAGACAGCCCAUGGCGGGCGGGGAGGGUUUUUUGCGUGCCUUUGCUGCUCGGCAGAUGGUUGUGAAGCUCAUCACAGCGUAUAGAGGGGCGUGCAGAGAGGUGAGUGGGUGUGGAUGGGUUGGGGGGGUGUGCUGUGCGGUGCGAGAAGUUGCCGUCUCAUGGGCAGACGGGGGAGAGCUGUUUGCACGCCUGUUAAGAGGUGUCGCCCAGCCCAACCCCUCACAACCCAUCAGGUGUCGUUUUCAGACUCCACCCGCCAUCCUCCCUCCUGGCAGUGCUGAUUAUGACGGUCCGGUUCCAGCCCAUGAGGUGUCUUAUGGAUUGCACCGACCGGCACCGUUCUUUUUUAUCCACCCCUCCCUCCGUGGCGGCAGUGCUGGUUACCACGACGGGACUGCACGUGUGACGAGGCUUACAACCCAGCCUCUUACCCUGAGACUCUUCCUCAUCUCCCUCUUCCCCCCACCAAACCACCCUGCUCCCGGCAGUGCUGGUUACCACGAGGGGACUGCACGACAUUCUGCGUCGCAACAACACGGGCAAGCUGCUGUGGCAGGUGCUGGGGGUGAGCACCCCACUAUCCCUCCUUGCUCAUCUUUCUUUGACUCCCUUCCCGCCCCCCAUUCCUCUCCUCCUCGCACCUUCAGGACUAACUGCGCCGCAACAACACGGGCAAGCUGCUGUGGCAGGCAGGUGGUGGGUGCGCCACACCCCUGUAUCCCACACAACCGCACUGUUUGCACACCCCUCUAUAACCCCAUGCUCACAGGACUAACUGCGCCGCAACAACACGGGCAAGCUGUUGUGGCAGGCAGGUGCUGGGUGCGCCACACCCCUUUUUCCCAUUCAACCAUACUGCACUGCUUCCUCCUUUCUCGUCACCCACCCCUCCUCCCAUGCUCUCAGGACUUUCUGCGCCGCAACAACACGGGCAAGCUGCUGUGGCAGGUGCUGGGUGGCGAGAGUGCGCGGCUGUGUGUGUUUGGCAUCAACGCACAUGAGGAGCGAAUGUGGGAUGAGCUGAAGCAAGCAGGUGCUGGGGGCGAGAAAGAGAGUGCUCGGCUGUGUGUGUUUGGCAUCAACUCUCAUGAGGAGUGCAUGUUGGCUGAACUGCAGCGAGCAGGUGAGUGUGAUGGUCUGAUGCAGGGGUUUGGAGGAGGGCCUUGGAACAGGCCAUUACUGCCCGGCUUAAGGUGCGUGGCGUAUGUGGUGCUGGCCUCGUUUAGAGUUGCAAGUGCUGUGGAAGCAGGGGAAGUCGGGGGAGGGGGGGAGGGGGGCAGAAUGGGGUUGGAGAGGAGGUUGAGUGUGUUGGGCGGCACGUGGAGCAACUCCAAGGCCAUGACCGCGCAGCUCAAGGGGUGUGCAGGGGGGCUGCUUCACUUCAUUCUGAUUGAUGGCACGUGGAGUAACUCCAAGGCCAUGACUGCCAGACUCAAGGUGCGUGGCAUAUGUGGUGCUGUGGAAAAGGGGUGUGCAGGGGGGCUGCUUCACUUCAUUCUCAUCGACGGCACGUGGAGCAACUCCAAGGCCAUGACUGCGCGGCUCAAGGAAGCAGCACACAGAGCAUGGGAUGGGAGGGACUUGCCGUUCCUGUCGUUGCAACCGCCACAGCCAUCAGUCAUGCACGGUCUCAGGCCUCAACCAGCAGAAGACAAGACGUGCACAGCAGCAGCCGCAUCGAGCCUUUUGCGUGAGCUCAGCGAAAGGGAGGAGAUGGAUAAGGAGCAGUUAUCAAAAGCAGCAGAUGCCAUCGACAAUGCGUUGCUGUGUCUGCUUGACGCUCUCACGGACCGAAGGAGGAGCUCCUCUGCAAAACCUUCAGCUUAUGACGCGUAG
Molecule: messenger RNA, 2550 nt
Organism: Closterium sp. Naga37s-1
Lineage: Eukaryota; Viridiplantae; Streptophyta; Zygnematophyceae; Desmidiales; Closteriaceae
Source: the annotation of a GenBank genome assembly